UGUCGAACUGUCGGAUCAGAAAAUAAUGUGCCUGCCUGCCCGAGAAAUAGACAUCGAUUCCAAGUGUGAAUACGGAAUAAUGUGCAGUUCAGUUUCAGUUUGAAAUCGAAAACACUUGCUAGCAGACGACAACAACAUACAACAGCAAUCAGAGAGGGAAACACCAUGAAGAUGGUCGAUAAGUCGUCCAAGUUGGUGGAUAAAUUCGCCGCUGUGGCCAGCAGCGGCAGUGGUGGUGGUGGUGCUGCCGCCAGCGGACCGCUCAACAUGCCCGCCGGAGGAGGAGCUGGCAGCGGUGGAGCCGGCUCGGGCUCCGGCGGAGGUGCGCCAGGUACGGCGGGACUGUCCGGUGGCGGAUUCAGCGGCCAGAAGCCAGUGCCCAUGAAGCUCUUCGCCGCCUGGGAGGUGGAUCGGACGCCGCCCAACUGCAUCCCACGACUCUGCUCGCUGACAAUAACGCGUCUGACCAUUCUGUCCCCCUUGCCCGGAGACACCACAUCGCUCUCCUUGGCGGUGAAGAUGCAGAGCUCGAAGCGGACACUGCGCAGCCACGAAAUUCCCAUUAAUGGCAGUGCCCUGACCUCCUCCGCCGCCUUGCAGGGCAACUCCCCGGCCGCUGCAGGGCAGCCCGGCAGUGCAGGCACUGGCGUAGGCGCGGGCGUGGCAGUGCCUCUGAGUGAAACCGAACUGGAUCUGCACUUCAGCCUGCAGUAUCCGCAUUUCAUCAAGAGAGAUGGCAACAGACUGGUUAUUUUGCUGCAACGCCGCAAAAAAUACAAAUCACGCACCAUUUUGGGCUACAAGACACUGGCCGAGGGCAUCAUCCGGAUGGACGCAGUGCUCCAGAAGUCGAUGGACAUGAUUAUUGAGCUGACGGCUUCCGGAAAGAAUGGCAGGCCGGGCACCGUGGUGGCCUGUCUGCGCGCCGAGCGCGUCUCUUCCAUUCCAGUUGACCAUGACAAUAAGAACAACAACAGCGUCCUGCUGGCAGAUCGCGUUGCUGAGUACUCGGACGAGGACGAGGAGGUCGAGUUCAGUUCCGGCGAGUUCAACGACGAGGCCAACGAGCUGGGCCUGAUCCGCGGCUACGAUCCCAAGGAUCCAAGGGACUACAAUCAUCCGGCCAAGCAUGAUAUGCGCAAGUAUCGAAACAAGUUGCAGCGCUCCGGUAUCGAGGACUGCGCCCUAGUGCCAUCCGGCAUCCAGCACCAUCAUCCCGGCGUGGGCGUUGACAGUGAUAGCGAGUUCGAGAUGAAGGACAAGAGCUCGUCACGGGCCAAGUUUAGCCGGACCAUUUCGCUCCAGCAGCGGAACUUCAAGCAGAAGAUCGUGGCCCUGCUGAGGCGGUUCAAGGUCAGCGAGGAGCUGGAGGGCGAGUCGGGUCACCAGCGUACGGUGGCUGCCCUCCGCGGUGAACGGGAUCUGGACGCACUCUUCCAGGAGCUGGAGUCGCUGUCGUGCUGCGAGGGCGAUGACUCUGGCCCGGAUAUGGACAGCAUAUCGGUGGGCUCGACCCCGAAGCCGUCGCUGCGUCCCUUCUUCACCAACUCGCGGAUCAUGCUGCACGACAACAUGACCGGCAACGGAGGCGAUCUGAGCCAGGGACUGGGCGGCGGUGGUUCCGGGCCGGGAAUUGGACCAGCGGGAAACUCUGAGCGCCGAUCAUCGGAUAAGAGCGACCAAUUGACCAAUUCAUCUUACAAUCUUGAAAAUAACAAAAACCAAAAAUGCAUUCAUUUAACAAACAAUAACAAUUCGGCAACAACACCAGACCGUGGCAACGAGAGCUCCGGAAACGAGGCCAAUACCGGCUAUAAUGACGGCCAGACUUCAGAUCCCCAGAACAGCCCGCCUCGGGACAAGGACUACAUGCGUCUGCAGCAGCAACAACUAACCCCAGUCAGCUCCGUGGCCGCCAGCAUGGCCAGUGGCAACCUAGUAACCCCCGCGCAGACGGAGAAGCGGUCCCGCCUGUUUCGGACUUCCAGCAAUACACCCGUGGUGACGGGAAGCGGCGGCAACAGCGCCAGUGCUAUUAGUGCCUCCGGGGGUGGCAAAAGGAAGCACACCCUCAGCCUGAGUGCUGAGCCCAGGUCCGUGCUGGAGACCUGCCUGUCGCCCACCAAUGUGGAGCCACGCAAGCUGUUGCUCGACCAGUUGAAUCGCGUGUUCGCCGGCGAAGACAGUGUCAUACCAGAGGUGUUGACCAUCAUCAGUCCGCCAGAGGCCCUGGGUGGUAGUGGGCUCUUGGCCAAGCUGGUCACGCUAUUCGCCAACUCCUUUAAGCCGGCCUUCGUGCCGCAGAACACGGCCGAGGUCAAGGCGGUAUUGCAGGCGCUUAUGGCCAAGAUCCAGAAGUACUGUAACUCCAAUGCCAAGCCACCACACACGGUCAAGGUGCUGCUCAUCGGCGGGGACUGGCUGCAGGGUGCCACCCUGCGGCACUACGUGGAGCUUAUGGGUGUGCGCCCGCCCGACUGGCUGAACCAUCUGCGUUUCUAUCUGGUACCGAUCGGCGGUAGUUGCGGCAAUGUGGCGCGCCACCUCAGCCAGAUGGACCAGGCGUAUGCCGCCAUGUUUGGCUCCGACAACUGGACCCAGUUGUGCGAACGAGCGGCUGCCACGGCGGCGGCAGUCAGUGCCGUCACCACCGUGAAUGCUACCGCCUUGACAGCCAAUCUGGCGGAUGCGGCCGGGGUGAACAAGUCGGACAUUGCAGAGCUGGUGCAACGCAUCCAACGGUACUUGCUGGCAGCAGGACCCUGCACCCAGAUUCCCAUUGCCGAGGCCAUGGUUAACUACAAGGACGAAGACUCCUGCCAGAUUUUUGUGCCGUUUGUCAGCGAUGUUCGCAUUGGUUACUUGGAUGCCCAAGCCUCGUUGGAUCUUGAGGAGAAUGCAGGCGGCUCGAGCGCUAUCGGCAGUGCAUUGGGCUUGGGCUCCAGUUCGGCUAUUCCUAUUGGUAGCCAGAGUUCGCCCAAUGUUCAUGGCGUGGUGUCGGGCUCGCCGCCCCAGCAACAGCAGCUGAUUAUGGGACGCAUCUCACCACCGCUGCAGACGCCACCAUCGUCCGCAUCGUCCCACCGGGAGCGGAUUGCAAGCGAGACUUUGAGCACGCCAUCGUCGCUGCAGCAGCAAACCUUCAGCGGAGCAUUGGCUGCCGCCGAGGCUGUGGAGCUGCAGGUGGACUAUUGGCCGGUGGUGCGGCCGGGCGAGGGGCAUGCCAAGGAAUCGAAGAGCGGCAGCGGAUCGAAGGGCGGUGAUGCCGGCGGCAAGAAUAGCAUUAAGAGUACGUUUAGGAACCUGCAGGUGUGGCGACUGCCACAGCAUGCACAGCAAUUGGGUGAUAUGUUUAAUGGACUGACUGUUAGUUUCGCCACCAAGGAGAAGAAGCAGAAGCAGAUUAUGCGCCUAGGAAAGAAGAAGGACAAGGAGCGUGAUCUCGAGAAGGAGCAGUGUGUGGAGGGUGUGGCCCGUCUAAUUUGCUCACCCAAGCAAUCGCAUCCGGUGCCACUACGAGUGUACAUCGAUGGUACUGAGUGGACGGGCGUCAAGUUCUUCCAGGUCUCGUCGCAAUGGCAAACGCAUGUCAAGAACUUUCCCAUUGCACUCAUCGGCUGCACGCCCAUGUCCUGUGCCGAAUUAUCCUAGUCAUUUUAAUCCCCACGCUCAUACGGGACACGCAACGUUCCCGGAUAGGAAACAGAGACACACACAAAACAGAAAUUGAAACUAAAUACAAAAAAUACGUGCUUGGAGCAAGGGAGUCAGACACUUGCGCGGCAAUAAAUAUUAUUAAAUGAAAAGAAUGAUAAUUUAUUUAUAAUUAGUAUUUGUAAAUUUUUAGUUAAUAAACCAUUAGUAUGUACUCCA
This is a messenger RNA of Drosophila ananassae, 3873 nucleotides long. RefSeq names its product phosphofurin acidic cluster sorting protein 2 (gene KrT95D). The coding region runs from base 166 to 3651 and encodes 1161 amino acids. NCBI's taxonomy places the organism in Eukaryota, Metazoa, Arthropoda, Insecta, Diptera, Drosophilidae. The transcript has 10 exons. The record is from RefSeq and is a predicted model, not a curated record. Gene Ontology annotation, biological process: protein localization to plasma membrane.